GUUUUUUAUGUAGUCGUAACGAUUGUGUCGUGUUGUGAAGUCGUGAAUAUGAAAUGGUUAUUGUCAUUUCGAAGUAAAAUCAAUCAAAUAUUAUGUGCUGUAACGCUAUGUCUCCCAGUAUUCAGCUAUGGAAACAGUUUGGGCUGGAUGUCGCCUAUGGCCCUGUUAUUGCAAUCAAAGGACUCACCAAGAGGAGAACCACUCACUGAUAUUGAGAUAUCCUGGAUGGCGUCUAUCCCAUAUCUGGUGUCCGUUCCUCUUUACUAUUUGUUAGCGUUCACAAGUGAUAAAUAUGGGAGAAAAAUCACAUUACUUUUCUCUGCUGUUGUUGGAUCUGGUAUCUGGAUCCUCAAGCUAUGCUCCACCAGCUUCUAUGCCUUCAUCAUCGCCCGAAGUUUGAUUGGUGUGAUGAUGGCGGUAUCCUUCGUCACCUGUCCCGUCUACAUCAAGGAGAUCAGUGAGAACAACGUCAGAGGAGUAUUGGGAUGCUUUCCUGCUCUUUUCUACACCAGUGGUAGUUUGUUUAGCUACGUCAUAGGAGACUUGCUGAGCUAUACUACAAUACUUUCAGUGUGUGUAACGAUAUCUCUUGUUGGAUUUCUGCUCUGUUUGUCUUUGCCAGAAUCUCCAUCGUACCUUGUGAAGACUGGAAGAAUUGAGGAAGCUCAAAAAGUAAUUCUUUGGUUAAGAAGACAAUCAGUAGUGGAUGAUACAAUACAACAAGAAAUUGAAUUGAUUAAGGCAGAACAGAAAAGUGACGAAAUAUCUAAUAAUGAAUCGCCAAUAAAGACAAUUUUGACCGAUCGCAUUCUCUUCAGAGCAUUUCAAAUAGCCAUGAUGGCGGCUCUAGCACGAGAGGUCUGUGGAGCUGUACCAGUUAUCAAUUUCGCUGGAAACAUCUUCCAAGAAGCAGCUUCGGGAACUAAACUGGUGUUGAAUCCCAAUCAACAGGCAAUGAUGCUUGGUUCUGUGCAAUGUUUGGGAUCGAUCCUUGCGUCUAGCCUUGUGGAGAAAUGUGGGAGAAGACCUCUCCUUUUCAUAACCUGCAUCAUAUCAGGGUUAAGCAUGUGCCUGCUGGCGUCCUGGUUCGUUCUCAAGGACCAUAACAUCGACGCACCAUCCUGGAUCCCAGUGACCACGUUAUGUAUUUGCAUCUUUUGCGAUUCAGCUGGAUUGCUGCCUCUCGGUACCGUUAUAACGGGUGAAAUCUUUUCUUUUAAGGUAUAUAAUAUAUAUAAAAUGGAAAUUCUUAAGAAAGCUAAUCUUAUCCAACAACCACUACUGUAUCGUGGGACAGUGCUAGCAACGUCCAUGGCCUUCGCAUCGCUCAUAGACUUCUUCCAAGUCUUAUUCUUCAAGCUUCUGGCCGGAGCAAUUGGUGUAAAGGUUCCCUUCUACAUAUUUGGUGCUAUGUGCUUACUGACCGCAUUGUAUGUGAUUGUUAGUGUACCGGAGACCAAAACUAGACCAUUGGAUGAAAUUUAUGACGAUUUGAGAACCAAAAAGGAGAAGAGGGAAUUAGCAGCGCAGAACGAAGAUAUAUCUAGAUUCUAA
Molecule: messenger RNA, 1554 nt
Organism: Colias croceus (clouded yellow)
Lineage: Eukaryota; Metazoa; Arthropoda; Insecta; Lepidoptera; Pieridae
Product: facilitated trehalose transporter Tret1-like
Exons: 10
Coding region: 49-1554 (501 amino acids)
Biological process (GO): transmembrane transport
Cellular component (GO): membrane
Molecular function (GO): transmembrane transporter activity
Source: RefSeq, a predicted model, not a curated record